Molecule: messenger RNA, 4302 nt
Organism: Candida dubliniensis CD36
Lineage: Eukaryota; Fungi; Ascomycota; Pichiomycetes; Serinales; Debaryomycetaceae
Gene: IFF4
Product: Iff4p
Exons: 1
Coding region: 1-4302 (1433 amino acids)
Source: RefSeq, a predicted model, not a curated record
AUGAAAUUGCUUCAAAACAUUCUUAUCAUCUUUGCUUUGCUAACAAACUUUGUUUUUGCCAUUGAUAUUACUGAAAAUAGGGUUGAUCGUGGCUUUGUCACUUUAAGUUUUGGGGAGAUUAUCAUUCACCCAAGUGCAUCUUGGUCUAUAAUUGAUAAUUCUUUUUCUAAUUUUAUUGGUAAAUUAGACGUGAAAUCUAAAGCAGGUUUAUAUAUUUCCCUGACGUCGCAUCUUUUAGCCCUUCAAGUUAGUUUGACUAGUUUACUCCAUUCAAUUAAUAAUAGUGGUGUCAUAUCGUUCGACUCACGUGUCUCAUUGACGCCAUCUUCAUAUGAUUUAAGAGGUUUAUCAUUUACCAACAGUGGGGAAAUGUACUUUGCUGCUUCAGGAAGAGUACCAAGUACCAUGUCCCUUACUUCUGCUCUGUGGACCAACACUGGAUUAUUGCUGUUUUAUCAAAACCAAAGAACCUCGGGUGCAGUAUGUCUUGGGUUCCCCUUAGGUUCUAUUACCAAUAGUGGAAAAAUAUGUUUGAACAACCAAGUAUAUCAACAAACAACUCAAAUUAAAGGUUCAGGUUGUUUUGCUGCCAACGGUGAUUCCACUAUUUAUAUUGCCAACGUAUUAUUGUCGGUUUCCGCUAAUCAAAACUUUCAUUUGGUCGAUAAAGACUCUUCUAUGAUAGUUCAAGCAAUUUCCACAACACAGACAUUUAAUGUUUACGGAUUUGGUAAUGGUAAUAAAAUCGGGUUGACUCUCCCCUUAAUUGGAAAUAUUUUCAACUCAGCAUACAGUUACGAUUCCUCCACCGGCAUAUUGACUUUGCGUAACAUUUUGCUCGAACAAAACUUCAAUAUUGGAUUAGGAUAUGACUCCAAUAAAUUCCAAGUAGUCACUGAUUCUGGUUCAGGUAUUCCUUCCACCAUUUGGGGUUCAGUGACAUACACUGGACGUGUUCCAACAAGAACUUUGCCCAAGUCUUGUCAAAUUGCCUGUAAGCCAAUUCCUGAGGCGCCAGGAGUGAACCCGACCGAUUACACGACCACCAUCACCAAAACAAAUACUGCGGGGAACACCAUAACUGAAACUGGUGCGGUUACAAUUCUGACGGAUAAAAGUGGAUCAUGGUUCACCACAACAUCACUUUUCCCAACAUUGGCAACUACCACAUCUACUUCCAUUUCAACUACUCUGUCUAAUGUGACUCCUAUAAAGACGACUGAUAAUACUUUGGUUGAGCCAUUAUCAACUGGGGAUUACAUAUCUGCACCAAUCUCAUCAAGUGAUUUUAUUAGUUUGGAAUCUUUGGUUGAGCAAACUUUGUCUAAUGAAUCCCCUGUUUCAUCAAGUGCAUAUUAUGUUAGUCAAGAAUCCCUUGCUCCUAGUGAUGCUUCCGCUAGUGACAAUUCUUUAUUUGCAAGCGAGUCCACCCUCAAAACUGCUAGCGGUUUCCUAAUUGCUGAAUCGUCAGUUACAGAGUCAUACCUGCAAUCUGCUGAUUCUGGGUUUUUUGAGAUUAGUACAUCUUCUGCUAUUGAAAAUUCAUAUAUUUCAACUCCUUCAAGUGCUGAGAAAUCAUUUUUUUCUGAAGAAACACACAUGUCACAAGCAUCUAGUACUAUUGACUCAUAUACUUAUACUAGUGGUUUGUCUUCUACAACAGGGAGUGAAUCAUAUGUUACAGAGUUAUCUCAAUUUAGUGAGGUGUCAUUGGUAACUGCUAGUGAAUCUUUUAUUACAAAUGAAUUAGUUGGAACUGAAUCUUCAAAUUCUGGAAUAUCCUUGGUCUCUGCUAGCGUGUCAACUGACUUGAUUGGUGAACCUUCUAUUUCUGGUGAUACAUUAUUUGAGUCUGCUAGACAAACAGAAUUUAUUAAAUCAUCUUUCUCUGGUGAUUUGGUUUCUGAAAGUGCCAGUGGAUCAUUUAUCAGCUCAUAUGUUUCCAAUGCAAAAACUCGUGAUAUUUCCAGUGACUCUUUUAUUGCUAGUCAAUUUUCUGUUGAUGAAUCAUCAUAUACCAGUGAAAUGGCUUCUGAACGUACUAUCGAAUCAUUUGUUCAAACUUCAUUAUAUUCCAUUGAUUUUGCUUCUGAAACAGCUAGUGAAUCAUCUUCCUCCAUGGUUGUACCCUCUGCUUCCACUGAAUUACUGUUUGAAACCUCCAGUGAAUCCAUUAUUGCUCAAUCAUAUAUUUCCAACGACGUGCCACUUGAAAGUGCAAGCCAAUCAUUUAUUGUCAAACCAUCUUAUUCCGAAAUAGCUUUUGAAUCUGCUAAUGAGUCCAUAAGUUCUACCAUUGAAGUUCCCCUUUCAAGUGAAAUAAUUUCUGAAGCAACUGGCGAGUCAAUUAUUACACAACCAUCCGUUUCUAGUGGGAUUUCUCUUGAAACUACUAGUGAAUCUAUGCUUUUCAGUGAUAGCAGUAUUUCCACACUUUUUAUUUCCAGUCAAACGUUUCAUGAAACUACCAGUGAUUCUAUUUUAGUGGUUCCAUCGUUCUUUACUAGUGAGGUGCCUUUUGAAACUGAUAUAUAUUCAUCCAUUGUUAGUACGUCACUUGGAUCUGAACUGGUCUAUUCCAGCAAAAUCUCUCUUGAAACUCCCAGCGAGUCUUUUAUUGCCAGUGAAAAUGAUGUUAAGGAACCAUCAUAUUCCAAUGAAAUUAUUUUAGAAACUCCUAGUACAUCUUUCAUUGCUAGUGAGACAUAUACUGUUCAAUCAUUUGUUUCUGGUGAAGUUUCAUUUGAAUCGGAUAGAGAGUCUACAACAUCUGCUAAAGCUAUUCUUGGUGAACUUUCUGUUACCGGUGACUUGCUGUCAGAAAUUACUAAGGAAUCCCUUGUUGCACAAGAAUCUGUUGCUAGUGAAUCUAUGAUAUUAAGUGAAACAAUUAUUGUUGAGCCUUCCAUUUUCAGUGAUUUACUUUUUGAAACUACUAGUCAACCAACUGAAAUAGCUUCAUCUACAACCAGCGGUUUAUACGUUUCAAGUACAGAAGAAUUAUUAGCUUCUAGUGACUCGGCUGUCGAUGAAUCAUCAUUUGCUGCAAAUUCAAUUUCAGCCACCCAAGCUAUUAGUUUACCUGUUGCCAGUGAAUCCUUUGUUCUUACAGACUCUAUAACCUUUAGUGAAACUAGUUCCCGUUAUAUCACAAUUUCAACUUUUGCUCCUGCUUCUGAUAAUAGUGAAAAAGAGUUUAAAACUACUUGGGAAACUGCCAACUUUGAUGGCUCUUCUGUUACUGAAUCCAGCAUAUUACCAACUACUGUUAUAACAUCUUCACCUUCCGCAACCAAUGAUGUCGACAAUGAGAUCACUUCCACUUGGAAUUCCAUUAGUUCUGAUAGCUCAGUUGCUACCGAGUCUGAUAUUGUUGAUCAAUACACUUCACAUUCUACCACUUCAACUUCCCACCCAGCAUCAAAAUCAUUAUCAGAUCGUAUUGAAACUGACUUUAUUUCAACAUGGACAAUUACAGGUUCUUUAAGUGAUGAUUCUUCUAGCACCACAAAGCCUACUCCAUUUUCUGAAUUUUCAAAUUCAGAUAUCACUACUGCAGUUGUAUCAACAUGGGCUGCUGAAAAUUCCAAUUUAUUCACUUUAGUUAAAUCAUCAACUCAUUUGUAUGUAUCCGGAAAUUUUAUCAGUUCUACUGCCACAAUUGUUUCUAUUGCCGAACCAAUUCUUACUUCUGAUGUUGCUAAUACCGAGUAUCAUUCUAUUGGGGACGUCACAAAAUCAACUGGAUCUGUGUCUAAUCAAAAAGCUGCAACCACUCAUUACGAGGGUGGUUUCACUUCUGAGUCUGAUAUAUAUACUGUUGUUGCUCCUGGUGAAUCGAUUCAAGAAUUUGGAACUGCUACAAUCACAAGUUGUUUUGAAUCCAAAUGUUCAGAAAGUAUUGUUACUUAUAUUUCAAAUAUUUCACAUUCAACAGUAACCACAGGUUAUGUUAAUAGUGUUUCUACAACAGACACCUAUGCCAACGAUUUUUCUGCAACUGGAGAUUACGUUGCUAGUGGCCUGUCAAGAUCUGCAAUGGAAGUGACAAACUCUUUUGCAACCAAUACUGAUAUUUUCUCAACAUCCACUGCAUUGUCUCAAAGUGAUUUAUUUUACUCAAACAGCUACAUUAGUACUGUUACAACUGGACCAAUUACAUCAAGUGGCUCUUCACAAGCCAUUGAAACUGGGUUAUCUUUUGUUACUACUAUUCGGUAUGAAAAUGGAUCGACUAAUAUUUCGACUAAACAUUUCAAAUUUAUGGGUAUUGUUGUUAGCAUUUUAAUCUUAUUCGUUUAG